AUGCCUUCUAUCAUAGAAGCACCAGCGCGCCAGCCGUCGCCUGAGGUCAAGCUUCUCUCCAAGAUUGAAUCGCAAAUCAUGGACGAGGAAGCACUAACGGUGGCAGCCGCCAUCUUGGACAUCAUCUGUCGUUACCGUCUAAGACGGCCAAGCGAAACAGAAGCAGCGGAACUCGAGGGAAGACUAGGAUUCCUCUCCCAGAUUUACAGGAAAGUCAAAUCUCAGAGCGAGAUUCGUCUGUGCCUGCCCGCCUUCCCCUUUAAGUCUCCCAAUACAACAGACAAAGUCCUUGGCCGUCUUCCUGAUAAGGCAGACGAGUUUGCUCUUGCCAACUUGAACGGCCUCUGCUCAGCCAUCAAGGACAUCUAUGAGCCUGGUGCCAGGUUGACCAUCAUCUCUGACGGACUUGUAUAUAACGAUCUUCUUGGUGUUCCCGAUAAGGAAGUCUGGGCAUAUGGAGAGACCUUGCGCGGCAUCGCUGCCGAGAAGCAUCUCACCAAUAUCCAGUUCUCCCGUCUCCAAGAUCUUGUCCACCUCCCGAACCUUCCCAACAAGCUUGAGGAGAUCACUUACAUUGCGAAUGCCACCAACUUCCGUCGAGCCCUCCUUAACACCUUCGGCAGAGCCGAUUAUGACCCCUCCAACGAGAUUUCCAAGAAUGAAGACACCUGCAUGACAUAUCGCGGUUACAUCAAGUUCCUCGAGACUGACUUGCGCCAUGUCUACCCCAUCGGGGCGGACCGCUCGAAGUCCAAGUUCAAGGCUGGCAUCGAGUAUAUCUCCAAGCAGAUGCUUCAGCGCGGUGACGCCUUUGCUCGUGCGGUGCGGGAGAACUUCCGUGACCAUAUCCGUUUAUCCAUUCACCCCUCCGUCGGCGAGACCAAGAUCCCCAUCAGCCCCCUUCGCACUAACACCUAUUACACCACCCCUUGGCACUGCUCCAUCGCUUUCAGCCUGAGUGGUGCCUUCACCACCGGCCCCCGGUCAGACUUCGAGAACGACCCCAAGUACGAGCUCAUCUACGAGGAUGGCAGGCCCAGCUACUUCCGCGAGAAGAGCGACCUGACGAAGUGGGACAAGGAUGUUACGUUCGAGCCCGUGUACCCCUGUGGCAUGAUCAUUCGCCCGGCUGCCGGCCCCAAGAAGCUCUCCAUCCACGAUAUUGAUGCCGCCAAGGUUCGCGCGCUGGCCGAGGUCAACUCUCCCGUCAUCAUGCGUGGCUUUUCCAAGACCAAGGACCGUGAUUUGUUUGUCAAGAAGUCGGAAGAAUUCGGCACCCCUCUGCCGUGGAAGUUCGGUCUUGUCCUCGAGGUCAAGGACCAGGGUGCCGACACCCGUGGUCUGAACAACGUUCUGUCAGCCGAGUGGAUGCCUUUCCACUUUGAUGGUCUGUUCAAGACCCACAAGGUGCUCCAGGAGGACGGUACUGAGAAGCUUCUUCCCAACCCUCCGAAGUUCCAGUUCUUCACCUCGGUGACCCCUUCACCGAAGGACACCGGCUUCACCCUCUUCACGCCCUCUCGUCUCGUCUUCGACAGCCUGCCCCCCCAUCUCCCCCUUGAGAAGCUCUCCAAGCUCACUUGGAGUGUCUCGACCAGCUCAUUCGAUGCAACCAAGAUGACUGGCCUGCCUCUUGUCAUCCCUCACCCCGUGACCGGAGAGGCCUGCAUCCGCUAUCACGAGCCUUGGCCCCAGUCCAAGACCAUCUUCGACGCCACCAACAUCACCAUCGACGGCGUCAGCGAGAGCGAGAGCGCCGAGAUCUGCAACAUCAUAGACUCCCUCUUGCACGACCGCAGGAACACUCUGUACUUCUCCUGGGAAGAGGGUGAUUUGCUUGUCAGUGAUAACAUUCUGGCAAUGCACACUCGCAGUGACUUCAAGGCCGGCUCUCCGAGAGAGCUGUGGCGCAUCCACUUUGACUAA
Molecule: messenger RNA, 1926 nt
Organism: Colletotrichum truncatum
Lineage: Eukaryota; Fungi; Ascomycota; Sordariomycetes; Glomerellales; Glomerellaceae
Product: pyoverdine dityrosine biosynthesis
Molecular function (GO): oxidoreductase activity
Source: RefSeq, a predicted model, not a curated record